UUCUUUGACAAUGAUUUAACGCGUUCUAAGCUGAACUACCAAACGUUGUUGAUCAUCCGUGGUCACUUUCCCCAGAAAUCGAAGUUGGCGUGGGGGAACUUUCGGUGAGAAAGCUAAAAUCCACUGGGCUUAGCCACAAAAAGAAAGAAAGAAAAGCAGAUAGAACAAAAGUCGGCCACCAAAUCCAAUUGUCUUUUGCUUUGAUUUAUUGUUUUGUUUUACACUACCCUGCCCCAAGCCCUUCAUGACAAACUGCGACCGUUAUUUUAUUGCCCAAAUGAUCGUUAAGCGCUGUUCUCAUUGUCUCAUUAAGUAUCUCAUUCUUCCUCUUAUAUCUCCACCCUCCUUGUUCCUCACCGAAUCAUUGACCUCUUGGAAGCCAUGGAAAAGAGCAGUUCUUCUGAUCAGAAAUUAGAUACGUUGGAGGUUGGAAAUGGCAGUGACUUUAAAGUUCAUAUUUUUUCAUCAUCAUCUGAGUUGCUUGAAAACCUGCACGAGAAGUGGAGUUCAGUGAAAAAUCAACCAUAUCCAGCAAUGUAUUCCAGUGUAUUUGGUGGAAUUAUUCUUGAUCCGGCCUUGAUGUUACUCCCAAUAGAUGAUCACAUGGUUCAUCGGGGGCAUGGUGUGUUUGACACAGCUAUUAUAUUAGAUGGAUACCUCUAUGAGCUGGAUGUUCACUUGGACCGUUUCCUCAGAUCAGCUUCAAAAGCAAAGAUCUCCUCUCCAUUUCCUCAAUCAGUCCUUCGAAGCAUUCUUGUGCAACUGAGUGCAGCAUCUCAAUGCAAGAAAGGAACUCUAAGAUAUUGGUUAAGUGCAGGUCCUGGGGAUUUCUUGCUUUCACCUGGAGGAUGCACAACGUCGGCAUUCUAUGCUGUAGUCAUAGAUGAUGACAUCUCUCAGCACAAAGAUGGAGUUAAAGUGAUAACAUCCACUGUACCCAUGAAGUCGCCCCAAUUUGCAACAAUGAAGAAUGUGAACUACCUUCCAAAUGUACUUUCAAAGAUGGAAGCUGAGGAGAAGGGAGCAUUUGCUUCUAUUUGGGUUGAUGAUGAAGGUUAUAUUGCUGAAGGUCCAAAUGUGAAUGUUGCUUUUAUAAACCAUGAUAAGGAGCUUCUCGUACCUUUGUUUGAUAAGAUCCUUAGUGGGUGCACUGUGAAGAGGCUUCUUGCACUAGUCCCCAAGUUGGUUGAGCAGGGUCGUCUAAAAGCUGUGAGAACUACAAAUAUAACAGUGGAGGAAGCCAAAGGUGCAGCUGAAAUGAUGUUUGUAGGAAGCACGCUGCCUAUAUUGCCCAUCAUCACUUGGGAUGAACAACCCAUUGGAGAGGGGAAGGUAGGAGAAUUGACUAUGGCUCUCUCGGAUCUGCUUUGGGAUGAUAUGGUAGCAGGCCCUGAGACGCAGAGGUUACCUGUUCCCUAUGUGUAGUCAAACCGAGUAUAAAGUUGACAGAGUGGUUUCAUCUUGCUUUUAGGUGCCUCAUUCCUGUUAUUCUUCUUGUUGCUUGUUUAAGCAAAGGCCUUCUCUGUCAUUGCCUUCUUUUUUUCCUUGAUGAGUAGGUGAAAAAGUUUUUAAUAAAACAUCCACGAUUUGGACACAUGGAAUUUAUUUAUAUAGCAGAUGCAUAUCCUGGUAGUCACUUGUAAAAAAAAAAAAAAAAAAAAGAAAAAAAAAAAGGUAUAUCCUGGUAGCCAGAAGAAGGAGAAACUGAACUGCUUGCUUUGCUGUAUUUGAAACUCUACGUUCCUGGCAGACCCUUUAUUCGUA
Juglans regia (Persian walnut) is the source of this 1764-nucleotide messenger RNA. RefSeq names its product D-amino-acid transaminase, chloroplastic-like. Gene Ontology annotation, molecular function: pyridoxal phosphate binding; 4-amino-4-deoxychorismate lyase activity. Gene Ontology annotation, biological process: folic acid biosynthetic process. The record is from RefSeq and is a predicted model, not a curated record. Bases 382 to 1425 code for a protein of 347 amino acids. NCBI's taxonomy places the organism in Eukaryota, Viridiplantae, Streptophyta, Magnoliopsida, Fagales, Juglandaceae. The transcript has 5 exons.